Heterostelium album PN500 is the source of this 1413-nucleotide messenger RNA. Its product is annotated as exosome complex component RRP45. Lineage: Eukaryota; Evosea; Eumycetozoa; Acytosteliales; Acytosteliaceae. Gene Ontology annotation, biological process: U1 snRNA 3'-end processing; U5 snRNA 3'-end processing; nuclear polyadenylation-dependent mRNA catabolic process. Gene Ontology annotation, cellular component: cytoplasmic exosome (RNase complex); nuclear exosome (RNase complex). The record is from RefSeq and is a predicted model, not a curated record. The transcript has 4 exons. Bases 1 to 1413 code for a protein of 470 amino acids.
AUGAAAGAGAUAUUGUCAAAGAAUGAAAAGGAUUUCAUAUUGUCGUCUAUUGACCAAGGUUUAAGAGUCGAUGGUCGUAGAUUGAAUGAUAUGCGAUCAAUAAAGAUCAAUUUCGGUAAGCAAUAUGGUAUGGUAGAAGUACAACUAGGUAGAACAAGAGUAUAUACAACGGUUACAUGUGAAGUUACAGAACCAAAACCAGAGAGACCAAACGAAGGUUUCUUUAUUUUCAAUACAGAUGUAUCACCAAUGUCAAGUGUAUCGGUGGACUCAUCCAGAGGUAAUCCUGUCGAAGCUGAACUUGGUAGAUUGAUUGAACGUGGUUUGAAAGAGAGCAGAGCGAUCGAUACCGAAGCACUGUGUAUCGUCGCAGGUUCAAAAGUUUGGAAAGUUAAAACAAACGUUCAUGUAUUAGACGACUGUGGAAAUCUUUUGGAUUGUGCAUCGAUCUCUGUAAUCACUGCACUGCUACAUUUCAGAAAACCAGAUGUCACCGUAGUUGGUAAUGAUGCAACCAUCCAUCCUAUAGAUGAAAGAGAACCAGUACCAUUGAGUAUUCAUCAUACUCCAAUUUCUAUUACAUUUGGAUUCUUCCCAAAGGCUAUUAUGAUUGUCGAUCCAGAUAAUAAAGAAGAACAAGUUAUGGAUGGAAAACUUAGCUUUUAUGUAAAUGUGCACAAAGAGAUCUGUGGUGUUUCAAAGGGUGGUGGAAUGUCAACAACCAUAGAACAAGUCAUUAAAUGUUCAAAGAUAUCGGUCAUCAGAGCAACUGAAAUCACUCAGUUGAUCAGAGAAGCAUUACAUCAGAAUAUUCAAUCGAGACAGAAACCAUCGACCAGAAGAAAAGGUCUACCAUUUGAAAUCGUUGAACACUCUGUACCUGAACCAACCACAGUCGCUGGUACAACUGUAGAUAUUAAAAUGGAAAUAGAUACAAAUAAUAAACAACAACAACAAACGACAUCUAAACCAACAACAACAACAAACAAUAAUAGUAAUAAUAAUAACAAAGAAGAAACAAAAACAAAGACAACAGUUGAUACGUCAUCCAUAAAACAACAACAACAACAAAAUAAUAAUAACAAUAGUACUACCUCAAAUGUGAAGAAUACAGAUAUUGAAAUGAAAGAUAAAAAGAAAACUAUUGAAAUUGAUAGUGAUAGUGAUAGUGAAGAGGAAGAUACAGUUGUUUUAUCUUCGACAAACACAACGAAAACAACUCCGAGUGUUAAUAACCCAGCAAAGUCAACUACAACCAAAUCAGAAGAACCAACGAUCACAUCUAAACCAGCAGUUGCUAAACAACAAGAGCAAGCAUCACCAAUUAAUUUGGAUGAAGAUUCAGAAGAUCUAUCAGUGGCACUUUUAAAGAAGAAACCAGCUGCCAAAAAGAAAGCAGCAGCUAAAAAAUAA